AUGUGUCUCCCCGCAGCAGCGGCGGCUGCAGCAGCAGCAGCAGCAGCAGCAACUGCAGCAGCAGCAACUGCAGCAGCAGCUCAGCCGCCGCUCCUCAACCCAGCACCCCAGACACCCCUCCUCCUCCUCCCCCAGCCUUCCCCCAACGACCCCGACUUUACACCAACAACGCCAACACCAACACCACCUCCAGCAGCAGCAGCAGCAGCAGCAGCAGCAGCAGCAGAUGGUGGAGUGGCUGCAGCAGCGUCGCAGCAAGUGGGGAGUAGUCUGCGUUCCUGCAGCAGCGAAGAAGAGGAGUCCAGAACAGCAGCAGCAGCAGCAGAAGGAGAUGCAGAUGGAGACGGCGGCUCGAAGCUGGAACCCCAGGAAUCCCCCCAGCAGCAGCAGCAGCAGCAGCAGCAGCAGCAGCAGCAGGAAGCCGAGUCCCUGUGGCCUGCUGCUGCUGCUGG
Eimeria necatrix is the source of this 452-nucleotide messenger RNA. RefSeq lists its product as hypothetical. The annotation marks the transcript as partial. The transcript has a single exon. The record is from RefSeq and is a predicted model, not a curated record. Lineage: Eukaryota; Apicomplexa; Conoidasida; Eucoccidiorida; Eimeriidae.